Molecule: messenger RNA, 849 nt
Organism: Aspergillus thermomutatus
Lineage: Eukaryota; Fungi; Ascomycota; Eurotiomycetes; Eurotiales; Aspergillaceae
Product: BTB/POZ domain-containing protein
Exons: 3
Coding region: 1-849 (282 amino acids)
Molecular function (GO): protein binding
Source: RefSeq, a predicted model, not a curated record
AUGGCUCGCAAGGAAACACCAGCAAAAAGACCAAGAGUCUCAGAGCCCAAGGAAACAGAUACUGAUGAUGGAAAGUUGGUCGAUUUGACGCGUUGCGAUGCAUCGGGUGAUGAGGCUGCUGUUAAGGUGAAGGGGCUUGUCCACAGCCAAUUCCUCAACCCUGCAUACAGCGAUCUGUCCAUCAUCUGCGGCGACAAGGUCUUCCCAGCUCAUCGAAUAAUCGUCUGUCCUCAGUCAACCUACUUUGAGGUUGCCUGUAAGGAAAAGUUCGAGGAAGAGAAAGGAGAAAUCAGAAUAAAUGACCGGGACGCGAGCUUGGUGAAAAAGAUGCUGCAGUUUGUCUACACCGGCGACUAUACUUGCGAUAUCACUCCAGAGACAGAAGAACCGAUGACACCGAUGCAUUUAUUUCACACCGUCGACGCGAAAGAGAAGAAGACCGCCACAGCGAUUGUUCGAGAUUCACACUUCCACGCUCAGAUGUACGCCCAAGGCGACUACUUUCAGAUUGAGGGUCUAAAAGCUAAGGCAAAGGAAUACUUUGAGAAGACCUUCCUCAACACUUUAGAAAAAGAUUCCUUUGCCGCAACUGUCAUCGAAGUGUAUACCUCAACAGCAGAGAAUGAUCGGGGACUUAGAGACAUUGUCGUAGGGUUGACGAGAAACAACCUGCCAGAUCUGAGAACUAGGCAAAAUCCGAUCCUAAGUGCUCACCUUUUGGAACUGAUUCCUCAAUUCAUGUUGGACAUUUGCGUUUCCACUAUGGAUGAAUGUGCUAGGUACCAGAAGCACAGUCCAGCCUGGGUCAAGCAACAAUCUCGUUUUUGGGAUAGUCGAGGAGAAAAUUGA